CCACGUACACUUUUCUGCUCCCCAAAUCGCUCUCUCUCUCUCUCCCGGACACGGAGAUCGAGAAGCAUAAAACAAACUACUCAGUCAUUAAGAGGUUGUAUGAGCGGAAAAACAUAAAAAACAAUCUAGGGUUUCCAAUUCUCUCUCCCCACCCUUGCUCCCUCUCUCUCUUCCAAUUUCUUUCCCUCCAAACGCUAUUUCUCCGUCUUCUUUUUGUACUCUUUUCCCGGGAAAAUUUGAUUAGGAUUCUCAUUCUUUGCCGCCUCCGGUGAUCUCUUCACUUUCUCGUUUCUUUCGUGGGAAAUUGUUUUUUCUUUUUUGUUUUCUCUCGGGAAACUUCGCCUCAAUUUUACCCGCAUCGGUUUUUCAAAGCCCAGGAGUCUUAGGUGUGAUUGAGGAAGGAAAGGAUUUGCUAACUGAAAAGAUCUGUAGAUUCAAUUGAGAGAGGAGAAAUUGAGAGCUUCAAGGGAAAAGGCUCUCUUUGAUUGCUAUGUGAACUGGGAUCGUUUUUUGUUGAAAGUAUUUAGUUUUGAAUGAUAACGGGUCCAUGGAUUUGGAAGUAUUUUCGACUCAGGCUUCACCGUCGAGGGAUUUGGUGAAGUGUUGUAAUUGUGACUGCAGUUGUUCUUUAAUAACCGGUUCAUCUUCAGGGUCUUGGAUCAGGUCUGUUAAAAGAAAACAUGAUGAGUUUGAGGAGGGAAAUCGGUUUUAUAUACCUGGCUUUGAUUCCUUCUCGAACCCACGAGUACAGAUUGAGAAUGAAUGUGCUGCUUUGCGUGAGAUGGUUUCUAGCCAACAGCAGACGGUGCAGGAUUUGUACACGGAAUUGGAAGAGGAAAGGAAUGCUGCUUCUUCAGCCGCAAAUGAAGCCAUGUCAAUGAUAUUGAGGUUGCAGAGGGAGAAGGCAGAGAUCCAAAUGGAGGCAAGGCAAUUUAAGCGGUUUGCUGAGGAAAAGAUGGGGCAUGAUCAGCAGGAGAUUUUGGCUCUGGAAGAUCUUUUGUACAAGAGAGAGCAGGCUAUUCAAUCACUUACUUGUGAAAUUCAGGCUUACAAGUAUAGGAUGAUGAGUUAUGGCCUUACAGAGGCAGAGGCAGAGGGUGAGGGGGGUGAGAGGGGUGGGUUUAGCCGCAACACAAGCAUGAAUGAAAGUUUGGUUGCGGCUCAAUUAGAGUUUCCAGUUUAUGAAUACCCACCCCUGAAAUGCAAUUUGAAUGAAAAUCCAAAUCCCAUGGAGGGUGAAGAUGAUAUUGUGGAUGUUGAGAAAUAUGCAUUCAGUGAGACCCCACAUGGUCGGGAGCAGUUGAAGAACUUGGAAUAUAGGAUCUAUCAGAUGGAGAGAAGCCCACGCAACAUUCAGCAGGAUGGUGAUUUUUCUGGUACAAAGAAUAUUCUUGAGAAGGUGGUAGUUGGCCACUCUCCUAGGCGAUCAAGGCACAGCAGGAGGUUCUCUGCAGAUAGUUCAAGUUCAUUGAUGGGGAUGUCCAGAGAAGUUGGUCCAGAUUUUGUCACUGAAUCUCCAAGAUGCAGGUUAAGCAAUAGCUUUAAGAAGACGGAUUGUGUUUUGCAAGUGGAAGAUUACACAGAUUCAAGAAAGAGGGAUAAUUCAUCGGAAUUUAGAGAUGACAUGAGUGACAGAGUUUAUACCAUCGAUUCUAUCCAUAACGGGGUCUCACAGAAUGGUGUUACAGAACCAAAAGCUGGAAUUGGGAUUUAUGAAGAGUAUCUUUCAACUCCCAAAGAAACAUUGGAUCAACCUGAUGUUAGUGAUCCUGACAUAAAAAAGCUCUACAUGAGACUUCAGGCACUUGAGGCUGACAGGGAAUCUAUGAGGCAAGCAAUUAUUUCAAUGCGGACUGAUAAAGCCCAAAUGGUAUUGUUGAAAGAGAUAGCUCAACAUCUGUGCAAGGAAAUGUCUCCAGAAAGAAAAUUGCCUGUGAAGAAGCCAUCUCUUCUUGGAAACUUUUCCUUCAUGUCAAUCUUUAAGUGGGUUGUGUCCUUUGUUUUCUGGAGAAAGAAAGCUCAACGAAGCAAGUAUAUGUUUGGGCUGUCCGCCACCAAUGUUGGUUUGCUAAUGCUUCUAGACAAAGGCCCCAGCACAAGGCAAUGGAGAUGUCUCAUGAGCACACAAGUGUGAAACCAUCAGUCAAAAUUCCUUUACCCAUUUGAAGCCAAUGUUCUUAUUGUGAAGACGCAGUCACGUUGCUGCCCUGAUUUGUUAUGUGCUUCCGCAAAAUUCAGUGUUUUGUGCAGUGUUUUUUGAUUUCAUAUUAUCUGGAUUGAAUGUAUUCUUUUCUGGGUGAUUAGGGAAGCAUGAAUUUAGAAUGGGCAUGCCUGCCUGUGUAGUUGAAAUCUAGCUUGAAUUGAGGUAUCCGUCUUCUGACAGCCAGCCCUCUACUGUAUAUUUCAGAAUUCAGAUUCCUGUACGAUUUCCCAUUUAAAUACGCAAUGGCUAUUCUUUUUUUCAUUUGA
Messenger RNA from Populus euphratica (Euphrates poplar), 2469 nucleotides. Its product is annotated as myosin-binding protein (Protein of unknown function, DUF593). The transcript is spliced from 4 exons. The record is from RefSeq and is a predicted model, not a curated record. Lineage: Eukaryota; Viridiplantae; Streptophyta; Magnoliopsida; Malpighiales; Salicaceae. Bases 548 to 2134 code for a protein of 528 amino acids.